GAGGAUACUGUGGUGCAGGUCAGAGGUAAUCCCAACAUCAGCGCAGAUUUGGAAAGGUUUCGCAAAGAGGCGUCGUGUUCUGCUUGUGUGUACUCCUUCGCUAACUCAUACUUGCUGACGUUAGCGCACAUCGCGCUGAUACAGUUCAACCGGCAACCAAGCUUGGAGGAAUCGUUUGAGCAGCACGUCUCGAUCAUAAACCCUGGCGUCGGCAAAUUGAGAGUUAGUUUGCACAUACGGCGUGCGGAUGCGUGCAGCGGGCUGGUUCGCAAGGGCUACAUGUUGCACGCUUCGCCUAUCAAUGAGCAUGCCCAAAUGACGAACGUCCGGCUGUGCUACCACACCCAAGUCUACGUAAAUGCUUUGCGCCGCAUCAGCAAUCUCUACAGUCGUCCACUCUCGGUCUACAUAGCCUCGGACGACGGUGGGUCAAUUUUAGAUGAGAUCCAACAGCUUGACUUCGAUCUCUACAGACAAGCAUCUUGGCAUCAUCUGAACUUCUCUCGGGCGGCCUUGAAGUAUGUAGGUACCGUUGAAGGACAGAACGCUUCCACGAACGGAUUUCUUGGAGAGACGGCUGCUGCUGAUGCCUGGCUUCUGAGCCAUGGCGACGUGUUCGUGGGGCAUUUGGGCUCUCGCUUUACCAAAGGCGCUUAUCUGCUUGCUACUGCGCGCCACAACAUCCCGAUCCCGUACAUUUCUGUUGACGGCCACAAUUAUUGUUGCCAGAACGAUGAGCAGUGCUCAAAAGCGACCGAGGCUCUGACAGGUAUUGUUGAUUGCCUCACUUUCAGCCCUGAAAUUUCAGGACAGAAAAACUACGGCGACUAUUGGAAAGAAGGCGUCACAGUUCGGUGGAAUCAGACUCGCUGA
Molecule: messenger RNA, 873 nt
Organism: Prorocentrum cordatum
Lineage: Eukaryota; Dinophyceae; Prorocentrales; Prorocentraceae
Source: the annotation of a GenBank genome assembly